Messenger RNA from Aspergillus aculeatus ATCC 16872, 1059 nucleotides. Its product is annotated as replication factor C subunit 4. Gene Ontology annotation, biological process: DNA-templated DNA replication; DNA repair. The record is from RefSeq and is a predicted model, not a curated record. The transcript is spliced from 5 exons. NCBI's taxonomy places the organism in Eukaryota, Fungi, Ascomycota, Eurotiomycetes, Eurotiales, Aspergillaceae. Gene Ontology annotation, molecular function: DNA clamp loader activity; DNA binding; ATP binding. Bases 1 to 1059 code for a protein of 352 amino acids. Gene Ontology annotation, cellular component: Rad17 RFC-like complex; Ctf18 RFC-like complex; Elg1 RFC-like complex.
AUGGCCCAGGCAGAAUCUUCAGCCAGCGCUGCCCGCAAUGGACUCAAACCCCAUACGGCCGGCGCUCCUCCCGACUACGAGCUCCCUUGGGUCGAGAAGUACCGCCCGAUCUUCCUAGAUGAUAUUGUGGGCAACACCGAAACGGUUGAACGUUUGAAGAUUAUCGCCAAAGAUGGGAAUAUGCCACACGUUAUAAUUUCUGGCAUGCCUGGUAUCGGAAAGACAACCUCGAUUCUGUGCUUGGCAAGGCAAUUGCUGGGGGAUGCAUACAAGGAGGCUGUGCUUGAGCUGAACGCCAGUGAUGAAAGAGGUAUUGAUGUUGUGCGCAACCGGAUCAAGGGCUUCGCCCAGAAGAAAGUCACACUGCCUCCUGGCCGUCACAAGAUAGUGAUCUUGGACGAGGCAGAUAGUAUGACGUCUGGUGCCCAACAAGCGCUACGACGUACCAUGGAGAUCUACUCGUCUACAACUCGAUUCGCCUUUGCAUGCAAUCAAUCGAACAAGAUUAUCGAGCCCAUUCAAUCCCGAUGUGCCAUCCUUCGUUAUUCCCGGUUGACAGACGGCCAGGUCGUGAAGCGGUUGAAACAGGUGUGUGACGCCGAGCAGGUGGAACAUAAUGAGGAAGGAAUUGCUGCAUUGGUAUUCAGCGCAGAGGGAGACAUGCGUCAAGCCAUUAACAACCUCCAAAGUACAUGGUCAGGGUUUGGCUUUGUCAGCGGGGACAAUGUCUUCAGGGUGGUCGAUAGCCCACACCCCAUCAAGGUUCAAGCCAUGAUCAAGGCCUGCUGGGAAGGGAAGGUGGACGUUGCUCUCGACACACUGAACGAGCUGUGGGACCUGGGAUAUUCUUCACAUGAUAUCAUCAGCACUAUGUUCCGAGUAACCAAGACUAUUCCCUCUCUGUCAGAACAUUCCAAGCUCGAGUUCAUUCGUGAGAUUGGUUUUACACACAUGCGCAUCCUGGACGGUGUACAAUCCGUGCUGCAGCUAAGCGGUUGCGUCUCUAAGCUUUGCAAGAUCAACAUGAAACCCCAGCUUUUUGAGCCACCGAGGAGCUGA